Molecule: messenger RNA, 563 nt
Organism: Rubroshorea leprosula
Lineage: Eukaryota; Viridiplantae; Streptophyta; Magnoliopsida; Malvales; Dipterocarpaceae
Source: the annotation of a GenBank genome assembly
AUCCAAGGAACAAAUAAUGGGUUCCUUCAAAAUUCGCCCUGCGCUCAAGACAUGUGCAUGGCUUGUGGCAACACUGGUGGUUGUUAUCAAUGGGCUCAUCUGUUGAAUUUUACAUCUGAAGGAAACAGUUCUCUCAUUGGAUUGGCCAUAUUCCCUUCAGGAUCAGCAAGCUACAUUUCUUGCAAUACUGCAAUGCUUCCUGAUACCUUUGGAAAUUGUCAGUUGGUGCAGUGGAAGGCUGAACCAUCAGUGAAACACUACGUUUCUUGUUUUUCAAUGUCCAUGACAUGUUGGCAACAACAUUAUUUGGUCGUCGUUUUAGCUUUCAUCAUGGCAAUGGUUUUAGGUUUAUCAGCUGCUAGACUAUGGUUCAUUUGGAGACACAGACAACCAUCCCUCAAUUCAUACAAACCUGUUGGAGCUGUUCCUGAGCAGGAACUCCAGCCAUUAUAACUCCUCUUUUGUUUUGCAGAUGUAGCAAUUUUGACAGUGAUCAAUUAUAUGCACUAAUGGGUUUGGGGUACCUCUUGUACUCCGUUUCUUAAUUAAUAUUACUUUUGGCU